UUCAUAAAGGCAUUUCAUAUUAAUGUUUCCUAAGUAUGUAUUAUUUUAUUUUUCACAAUGCAGGAGAGACGAAAGUAUACCGAUAAUGCCCUAAAAACUGUCAAUCGACGAUAUUCACUCAACUGUGAAUCAUGUGACAUAAUCACUUGACUGUUAUCCCGAAUCGUAUAUUGAAGUGCACAAUAUGCGGAGCUUAAACUGGACUGUUUCGACGAAUAGUAACAGUUCAUACUCGUAUUUUAUUUAGUCAACACAUCAGAUAGGGACAUGGAUACGUCCUUUAAGAUAUUGCUAUAUUGUAUAGGUUUAACAGCAUUAUGGACGACGAUAAACUGUUCUACUACAGAGGAACCAGAUCCAUGCGACAUUGCUUCGCCGUUUCCUAAGGUCCAGACAAGAUCAACCACGUACAAGGGAAAAUUUUAUAUUAAUGAUAGAUUCAUAACUCCUGGUUGGUAUGGAUCGAUAGACUUAUCAUUACCUAGCGCAGAUCCUGCACCUCCUAAAUCCAGGCAUUGUGGUACAAAAUAUCCCAUAUAUUUAAACGAUAGACCAUUGCGUAAUACUGACCAGAUACAGACUAUUGGUACUUGCAUUCGCCAUCCAACGGUCGAGUGUGGCGCUGGGGGUCCGGACGUCAAGGUGAAAGUAUGUUCAGCACAUUUAUUGGUGUUUUACUUGGAACGUACAGGAAUCGGCCUGACCGGAUAUUGUGUUGGAUCACUAGAGGGCGGUGAUAUCCCGGAUUUUAGAACCGUACCCAGUGUCGCUUAUGAUCAAGUUACGGUGGGAAUUAAAGCACAAUUCCGGUUCUUCUGCAACUUUGUCGAAUCAACAGAUGAAGUAUUAUUUUAUAAAGCAUACUGGUACGUGAACAACCGUUUUAUAUACAAUUCACCUUUAGCUGCUUAUAAUGAUCCGGCCAACGAACGAGUACUAACAGAAGCAAAACUACGGGAACAGGGUGUAAUUACGGUUGGCUUUGAUAUUUAUUGUGAAAUUAGAGCAGGUAGAGGCGUCAACGAAUCAGCAGGACUUCCAUCUACAAGUAAACCAAUAUUUAUUGGUAUAGAGGUUUUGACGCCCACAAUUACCGUUACAGAGGGUGAAUCUACCGAGAUCCAGAUUAGAGCUACAGCAAAGAUUGGGUGUCUCGACGCACCAUGCAUAUAUGGUGUCACGGCCAAUAUACCAACAGGAACAGAUACCUGCUCUCCAACAGUUCGUGCAGAUACGGCUUGUGGGGUGGACAUUGAUCCUGACAAAUGGGAACAGAUUUACAAGAUCAAAGUUACUGGUACAAUCACUACAGGUGAAUAUCAGCAAAAGACCAAUGUUAGGAAAAUCACACUUCGUUCCCCAGAUCACUACUUUGAUCAACCAAUAUGGGGAAAUUAUGCUUUGGCUCCGGUUACGGUGUAUGUAAGAAAAGAUACUAAAGCUAUAGAAUCACGAAGUUGUGGAGUACAUUCCGAUCCAUAUGUUGAAACUUUUGCGAGCAGGUAA
This is a messenger RNA of Patella vulgata (common limpet), 1506 nucleotides long. RefSeq lists its product as uncharacterized. Bases 268 to 1506 code for a protein of 412 amino acids. The transcript has 9 exons. Lineage: Eukaryota; Metazoa; Mollusca; Gastropoda; Patellidae. The record is from RefSeq and is a predicted model, not a curated record.